CUGAAGGCCAGCGGGUUCUCUUCGAUCGGUAAAAAUGUGACCAGAGCCAUUUCUCCCGUAGGCAAUUCGUAACGAAGUAGCCCUAUCUGUUAUUUUAUGAAAAGAUUUAAUUGAAAACGGAGAACUGUGGACGUUCUCAUGGCCAAUGGUGAAACUGAAUGGAAAUUACAGGAGGCUCCUCUUGUCGAUAUUGAUGCAAAGACAAUUGGAUCUGUCUCUAGUUUGAGACGGCAUUCUCAGAUAGAAGAAGAAACAGUAAAGGAGGAAUUAGAACUUGCUCUUCCUGAUUAUGAGGGUGUUGCAUUUGGAGGAUAUUCUUGGGAAAUAGAAAACUGGCAUGAACUUGAUAGUCGUGCUUCAAGUAGUAUAUUUGAAGUCAGUGGACGUCAAUUUAGAAUAGUCUACUUCCCACAAGGUAUUUUACCGUCUUCUGGAUAUGCGUCUCUCUUCUUAGAGUACAUACCUUCAAAAAUCGAUAAGGAAAGUCAAGAUUACGGUGUAUGUUGUCAGUUCGCUCUCAUUAUUUCGAAUGUCAAAAAUCCUUCCUUACGCGUCGCAAGUUCUGCCCAUUGUCGCUACUCUCCAGAAAUUCAGGAUUGGGGAUUUACCCAGUUUGCCGAAACAAAACGUCUUCUCUCACGUAAUUCUCCUGUUGCGCCUCCUAUCGUUGAAGACGGGGCUUUACGCAUAAAUGCAUUUGUUCGAAUCCUUGAUGAUCCCACUGGGGUGCUAUGGCACUCCUUCAAUAAUUAUGAUUCCAAGUCUAAGACGGGAUAUGUCGGGUUGAAAAAUCAGGGUGCUACUUGCUAUAUGAAUUCUUUAUUGCAGUCUUUGUACAUCAUUGGAACUUUCCGUAAAAUUGUUUAUCAAGUUCCCACAGAAAAGGAUGAAUCCAAAAAUGGUAUUGCAUAUGCUCUCCAACGCUGUUUUUACAAUCUUCAAUUUAUGAAUGAACCUGUACCUACCACUGAUUUGACGAAAUCUUUUGGAUGGGAUUCUUUAGAUUCUUUUAUGCAACACGAUGUUCAAGAAUUUAACCGAGUUCUACAGGACAAUUUGGAGAGAAGCAUGGAAGGUACCAUGGAAAACGCGCUGAAAAAUCUUUUCUGUGGAAAAAUGAAAAGUUACGUUGCUUGUAUGAAUGUAAAUUAUGAAUCUGCCCGCACUGAAGAGUUUUGGGAUAUUCAGCUAAACGUAAAAGGAAUGAAGAAUCUGGAGGCUUCGUUCCGAGACUAUAUCCAGGUCGAAACUUUGGAAGGUGAUAAUUGUUAUUACGCAGAUACGUACGGCUUCCAAGAAGCAAAGAAAGGUGUUAUUUUUGAAUCGUUUCCUCCCAUCUUACAUCUUCAACUAAAACGGUUUGAAUAUGACUUUGAAAGAGAUACGAUGAUAAAAAUUAAUGAUCGUUAUGAGUUUCCACUUGAAUUUAAUGCGAAAGCCUUCCUAAGUCCCGAGGCUGAUCAAGAUCAAAAUUGCGAAUAUGUCUUGCAUGGAGUUCUCGUUCAUUCUGGUGAUCUUGAUAAUGGUCAUUAUUAUGCACUUCUUAAGCCCCAGAAAGAGGAAAAGUGGUAUAAAUUUGAUGACACCAGAGUAACACCUGCUACUCUGAAGGAAGUUUUGGAAGAAAACUAUGGUGGAGACUAUUUCGUACAUCCUCCUUUUCGACCUGCCGUUAAACUAAAGAGAUUUAUGAGUGCUUACAUGCUUUUGUACUUGCGAAAGGAUAAGAUUGAUGAGUUAAUAGCUCCAGUUCACAAGGAUGUAAUUCCUAACCACCUUAAAGAAGUACUUGAUGAAAAUAUACGCUUCGUAGAUCAACAACGAAAGGAAAGAUUAGAAAGCCAUCUCUAUACAAGAGUUGAAGUUAUCACUCCUGAUUAUUUCGCUAAUCAUCAUGAAUUUGAUCUUGCAAAAUUUGGCAAUCCCGUAGAUGAAGAUUCUAUGCUUCAUAUCAGAAUAAAGAAAGAACUAAACGUUUCGAAUUUAUUACCAAUGGUAUCUGAAAGAGUUGGCAUUCCUGCGAGUCGCUUACGCCUUUGGUAUAUAGUACGUCGGCAAAAUUAUACCUUACGAGUGGAAGAACCUGUGAAUGAGCUAAAUCUUUCCAUUGAAGAGGCUAAGGGAAAGUGGAAUCCGCAAGGUGAUAUCCUCCGUUUAUAUUUGGAGAUAUUACCUGAGAAUCAAACCAAUUAUCCUCUUGUUAAUGUUUCUUUUGAUUCUCCUAAUAUUUUUUUAUUUAUAAAAUAUUACGACAGAAAAAAUCAAGAAAUUAUUGGUUGCGGAACCCUUAUUGUUUUAAAAAGUGAUAAGCUUGAAUCUAUUUGCCCAGAAUUAUGUGAACGUGUUGGUUUGCCGAAAGAUACCUUAUUACAUAUGUAUGAGGAGGUUAAGCCAGGUUAUAUUGAAUACUUAAGAUUAAAUAAAACAUUUGCCGAAGGCGAACUUGGCACUGGUGAUAUUAUUUGUUUUGAAACUAGAAAUCCAGAAGAUAACGAUCAAGCAAACAAUAAAUUCGCUACAGCCGCCAAGCUGUAUGAUUUCAUGGCAAAUCGAGUGGUCAUAACUUUUCGACCAAGGUUUAUUGAUCAAGAAAGCAUUCUCGAAUUUGAACUUGUACUUGACCGCCGCAUAAAACUGGUUAAGCUUUGUGAAGAAUUAGCAGAAAAGCUAAAUACAUAUGCUGAUCAUAUUCGACUUACAACUUGCAGUCCUCUUGCAUACGCCGCUAACAUGGUUGUUCCGAACAAUCCAAAUAUUACUCUCUACGAAAUAAUGCACGCUUCUGAAGAAGAUACUGUAUCAAAUAUACUAUUUUACGAAAUUAUGAACGUAAGUCUUUCUGAUUUGGAUAAGAAGCGACUUUUGCGUGUUACAUGGCUUUUCGAAGGUCUUGCAAACGCAGAGUUAAUUGAUGUUUACAUUAAUAAAAUCGGAAACGUCUCUGACAUAUUUAACGCUAUUUCUCAAAAAUAUCCGGAACUAGAGGUACCUAACCACAAGGUACGCUUUUAUGAAAUUUUGGAACACAAAUGGUAUCGAGACAUAAAUAUGCGAACAAUGUUAAGAUCGUUGAAUCCUUUCGCAAGGAUUAUUGGGGAAAUAAUACCUGAAGAAGAACUAUGUCUACAAGAAAAUGAACGAGUCAUAGUUGUUUGCCAUUUCCAUAAAGAUGUUGCUCGAAUGCAUAGUAUUCCUUUCAAAUUUGUGAUUAAGCCUGGAGAAAAAUUUGCUAUUACUAGAGAACGGUUGCGUUUUCGAACUAUGUACCCUGACAACAUUUUUUCUGUGAUUAAAUUUGCUAUAAUUGAUUUUGAUAGAAAUGCGGUUGUAUAUUUGAAUGAUGACGAUGAUGUUUUCGAACUUCUUGCAGGGUGUAACGGCACUCUGGCUAUGGAUAGAGCUAAAAAAGAAAUUAGAAAGCCUACAAUAUUAGACCGAGCGAUCCAAAUGAAGGGUUAAAAAAUGCAAAUAAUGCUUUUGUGUUUUAUGCUGCUUAUUUAUUAACUCCCUAUCGAUUCCACUAUCACUGUGUAUGUGCCGACUACUUUAGCUACUAAUGUUAAUACCAUCUGUCUC
Molecule: messenger RNA, 3576 nt
Organism: Schizosaccharomyces octosporus yFS286
Lineage: Eukaryota; Fungi; Ascomycota; Schizosaccharomycetes; Schizosaccharomycetales; Schizosaccharomycetaceae
Product: ubiquitin carboxy terminal hydrolase Ubp22
Exons: 3
Coding region: 139-3459 (1106 amino acids)
Biological process (GO): protein deubiquitination; regulation of protein stability
Cellular component (GO): cytosol; nucleus
Molecular function (GO): protein binding; cysteine-type endopeptidase activity; cysteine-type deubiquitinase activity
Source: RefSeq, a predicted model, not a curated record